This is a messenger RNA of Peronospora farinosa, 1245 nucleotides long. The record is from the annotation of a GenBank genome assembly. Lineage: Eukaryota; Oomycota; Peronosporomycetes; Peronosporales; Peronosporaceae.
AUGAGCGACGCUAUGGAGCCGUUUGUUGUAAAGCACACGUUCUCUGCGUCACCCACAGCGACGACGUCAUCAAAUGAUGACGCGUCAGAGCAUGAUGUCCUGCUACGUGACGACACAAACCGUCGGGGAUUGCACAAGAAGCAACACACGCGAUCGACCUUUGACUGGCUGCUGGGCGUCGCAUUCCUCAUGAUUGUGGCACUCAUUUGGACGUUUGCAAGCGUCUUAGUGCAAUACAUUUUCCACAAUUUGAGCUUUCAGGGCCCAUUCUUUCUUACAUAUGUCGGUAUCUCUCUCUUUUCGGUGAAUUUACCGCUCUGGUACGCGUCGCAGGUUCUGAUUCCAAAAGCCAAGGCGUGGUAUCGAGGUUUACCAACGAAUGGCAAGCUCAGUCAUCGAGAAUUGCUACAACGCUCAAGUACACAGGCAAGUUAUCGUCAGAUCUUCCGCAUUAGUGCCAUCAUCUCGCCUCUCUGGUUCAUUGCCAACUUUGCGUACAACGAGAGUCUGAACCUCACGAGCGUGUCCAGUAGCACGAUUGUGAGCUCCACGUCGACGGUGUUCACGUUCCUUCUAAGUGUCGUAGCACUUGAGGAAUCUUUUGUCUGGAUGAAGUUAGCAGGUGUAAUUUUCUGUAUGGCCGGUAACAUUUCGACGAUUUUUAAUGACGGAGGAACGGACGGUGGUGGCACAACGGACCAUGUACUUGGAGACGUCGUGGCGCUUUUUGCUGCCUUUAUGUAUGCCGUCUACACGACUACAAUCCGUCAACUGAUUCCAGAUGAUGAAAGCGUAAGCAUUUCGCUAUUUUUUGGGAUCAUUGGGAUUAUCAACAUGGUCUGUUUGCUACCAUUUGUCUUGGCAUUUCACUACUCUAGCAUUGAAUCACUUAGUGAUUUAUCGCUCGAGAUUGUGCUUCUCAUUGGUGUAAAGGGUCUGUUUGACAAUGUGCUGUCGGACUACCUCUGGGCACGUGCCGUGCUGCUUACGUCGCCUACUGUGGCCACCGUUGGACUGUCAUUGACCGUUCCAAUGGCAAUUGUCGCUGACUUUUGGUGCCACAAUAUGUUGCCAACGAACGUGACACUUGUCGCCUCGGCGCUUGUCAUCUUUGGAUUUAUACUGAUUAACGUUGGUACAAAGCAGAACCUGCAGGAAUCGUAUCUUCAGCGCUCUACGGACCGUUUCGACAAAGUUCCUGACUCUCGCUUACAUCGUAACAGUGCUAGUGCAUGUGACGUGUAA